Molecule: messenger RNA, 1664 nt
Organism: Musa acuminata subsp. malaccensis (wild Malaysian banana)
Lineage: Eukaryota; Viridiplantae; Streptophyta; Magnoliopsida; Zingiberales; Musaceae
Product: 4-hydroxy-tetrahydrodipicolinate synthase, chloroplastic
Molecular function (GO): 4-hydroxy-tetrahydrodipicolinate synthase activity
Source: RefSeq, a predicted model, not a curated record
UCGACGACGCGAAGACUUGUGACAUAGCCUUCUCCCUUGGCCCCCCGCCACCUCUCCCUGUUUCCAUCCCUACCUCGCCUCUCUUCUCCCCUAAAACAUCGACGAGAACUCGCCGACACAUGGAUUCCACACCCGCUCUCUCGCCUGCUGCGCCGCUCCGUUGCCUCUCAACCGCCGCCGACGCCACCGCCACCCCUAUUUCCAUCGGAAUCGCCAUUCCCACCAUCGUUUGUUGAAUCGUUCGACGUCUCCUCACCGAUCCUGUGUAAGACGGUUGAUCACUCUCUGGGCUUUGUUGUUUUUGUUGUUCCUCCACUUGACAAGAGGAAGAUAGAAGAGAACGGAGGAUGGCGUCUUUACUGAUAACGAACCACAACUUGUCAUCGGCCGAUGCCGCGGCGGCUCUUAGAUCUCGGCUGAAGCCUUUUCGUGCGGCAUACGACUCCUGCCAAAGGACUAGAAGAUGGAGAUCUCCAAAAGCUGCCAUCAUCCAUACUAUUCACCUCCCUAUGCGCAGCUUAGAAUUUAACAGGACAUCUGUUGACGAUAUCAAAUGCUUAAGAUUAAUCACAGCCAUCAAGACCCCAUACCUGCCUGAUGGGAGAUUUGACCUUGAAGCGUAUGACUCCUUGAUGCACAUGCAGAUUGUUAACGGUGCUGAAGGUGUAAUAGUUGGAGGUACCACGGGAGAGGGUCAUCUCAUGAGCUGGGACGAACACAUUAUGCUCAUUGGACACACUGUCAAUUGCUUUGGUUCAUCAGUCAAAGUCAUCGGGAAUACCGGAAGCAACUCCACGAGAGAGGCAAUCCAUGCAACUGAGCAAGGUUUUGCCGUAGGAAUGCAUGCUGCAUUGCAUAUCAAUCCUUAUUAUGGAAAGACAUCCAUGCAAGGAAUGGUCUCGCAUUUUGAGACUGUCCUUUCAAUGGGCCCAACAAUCAUAUACAAUGUGCCAUCGAGAACAGGGCAGGAUAUUCCUCCUGCAGUUAUACAGCAAGUCUCCCUGAAUCCUAAUAUGGCAGGUGUUAAGGAGUGCAUGGGAAAUGACCGAAUCAAAGAUUAUGUAAAUAAAGGGAUCACGAUAUGGAGCGGAAAUGAUGAUGAGUGUCAUGAUGCUAGGUGGGCAUCUGGUGCCACGGGGGUUAUUUCUGUUGCUAGCAACCUCAUUCCAGGUUUGAUGCACGAGAUCAUGUUUCGAGGGAGGAAUCCUUCACUGAAGGCGAAGGUGAUGCCUCUCAUAAAAUGGCUGUUCCGAGAACCAAACCCUAUUGGUCUUAAUACUGCUCUUGCACAGCUUGGUGUGAUUAGACCAGUUUUCAGGUUGCCUUAUGUUCCACUUCCUCUGGAGAGGAGACUUGAAUUCCUAGGCAUCGUGGAGGCGCUCGGGCGUGAGAAUUUUGUGGGAGAAAAAGAUGUACAGGUUCUUGAUGACGAUGACUUUGUAUUGUUAGGUAGGUACUAGUGCAUGGUCUGCUUAAGUUUAGAGAAUACAUUGUAUCUGGUAACAUCUAAUGGGGCUUAAAUUUUGUUUGAUUUGUGAUGGGAAAUUAAAGAUGGAGUGAAAAAGGUAGUUAUCUUUCUUAAUGUUUCUCUCAAAAGAAAAGCUAUCUUUGUUAAUACCAUCUGUAUACUGUAUGUUGAGAUAUUUCAACGUUCAUGUUCUUCC